CUAGCAACCUAGUAUUUUGCAACAGUUUCCUGCGCCUUUGGAUCAUCGUUCCAAUUUGGCUACAACACCGGAGUCAUCAAUCAGCCAGGAAUAAUCAUACAAGAGUGGAUAAGAGAAGUGUACAGGGAGAGACAUGGAGGAGGCGGUAACGCGACUACAAAUGCAACGGCCAACAUGGAAGGUGAAAUCUCGGAUUCGACUCUCAACCUCAUCUGGGCGAUCACCGUCGCCAUAUUCUGCGUCGGUGGUGUCUUCGGCGGCGUAACAACAGCAUUCUGGGUGACAAGGUUUGGCAGGAAGCGCACCCUGCUGGCCAACAACCUAAUCGCGAUCAUCGCUGGCGCCCUCAUGGGGCUCUCGAAGAUCGCCGGCUCCUACGAGAUGCUCAUCCUCGGCCGUCUGCUCAUCGGACUGAACGCGGGGCUGAACUCGGGCGCCGGCCCGAUGUAUCUGACGGAGAUAUCGCCCGUGAACCUGCGCGGCGCGCUCGGCUCGAUGCACCAGCUUGUCGUCACCAUCUCCAUCCUCGUCUCGCAGCUGCUGGGCCUGCCGAGCAUCCUGGGAAGCAAGACGGGCUGGCCGUUCCUGCUGGCGCUGACGAUCGUUGCUGCUAUCUUCCAACUGGUGACACUUCCGUUCUGCCCCGAGAGUCCCAAGUACCUGCUCAUCGACAAGCAACAGGAGGGACGCGCACAGAAGGCUCUGAUCACGUUGAGGAACUCGUCCGAGGUCUACGAAGAGAUGGACGAGAUGAAGUCUGAGAAUCAGAAGCUGCUCAGUGAGCCAAAGGUGGCAUUCAAGGACCUGUUUGUUGUCAGGGCAUUGCGCAUGCCUCUCCUGAUUACCGUCAUUAUGAUGCUGUCCCAGCAGCUGUCUGGAAUAAACGCCGUGAUGUAUUACUCGACCAGCAUCUUUACGAAAGCGCAGUUGAGUACGACUGGAGCGAUGUGGGCUACGAUCGGUGUGGGCUGCAUCAACGUCAUCAUGACCGUUAUCUCGGUCGUGUUGGUGGAGAAGGCCGGCCGGCGCACCCUACACCUGAUCGGCCUUGGUGGCAUGCUGCUGAUGACCGUUCUGCUGACCAUCACACUCGUACUGAUAAAGAAAGAAAUGUUGUGGGCAACGUGGAUAUGUGUUAUUGGGGUGUUCCUCUUUGUUAUCUUCUUCGCUACGGGGCCUGGCUCUAUUCCAUGGUUCAUUGCCGCGGAAUUGUUUGGUCAGGGUGCUCGACCCGCCGCCAUGACCAUCGGUGUCGUGGCAAACUGGAGCGCCAACUUCCUUGUUGGUCUCUGCUUCCCUCUUCUACAGAGCAGCAUAGAUCAGUACGUGUUCCUGGUGUUCACUGGCUCGCUGUUGUUCUUCUGGCUCUUCACCUACAAAUUUGUUCCGGAGACAAAGGGUCGUCCCAUCGAGGAGAUAACAGCCAUGUUCAAGAGCAACGCACUUGGAGGGAACAGUCAACAGAUAUGAAGAGAUAAAUACAAGACAAAAUAUGUAAGAGUCAACGUUCAGCCGAUUCGAUGCGGUUCUCAGCAGAUGUUGAACCGAUGUGCCGAUGUGACUCGGGUAGUGAGAGUUAUGAACAGGUGUGACUCGGAUGUUGACAGAUAUAAACAUGUAUGGCAGGAAAAUGAACAGAUAUGACUGUGACUGGGAUAGUGAGAUUUGUUAACAGAUGCAAGUCGUGUUUAGGUCUUGCAGUGCUUCUCGCUCAUUACUGUAGCUUUUAGAGCUAUCAUGUAGCUUAUCUGGCUGCCUCAGGUUGAAGGAGAGAACGAGCUCAUUAUGGAUUAGGCCACGCUGACGAACUACCGAAGCAAUCUUACAUGUCAUGGUCAGGGCGGAUAGUAAAGGCAGUGAGGGAGUGAGCUUAGAGCAUCAGGGCAUUAUGCAGCAUAUAGGAAGUAUUUAUUUAUCAGGGCAUAGUCGCUGUGGCAUAGCUAUUUUUGCUAUUUCCUGGUAGGUAUGAAUAUUUUUAGGGUACACUCGGUUACCCUUCUGCAGAGUAAAGGAUGGCUGGAUACUGUACAGGCGUUCUGUUGUUGCGUACCACGCAUUUACAUGUUUGUUGUAAUUGGUAGGCAAAGCAAAACGCAGCUGUAGAGGUGGCACUGGCAGCCAUUUAAACUUACCAUUUAGGUGGACAAAAGUGGUGCAUGUGCGCACGCACGUGUGCAUGUGUGUGCGUGCGUGCGUGCGUGCGUGCGAGAAAGAGAGAGAGAGUGAGAAGGAGGGGGAAGGGAGGGAGGAAAAGGGAAGCGAGUUACAUGUCCUUGUUAGGCAAUAAA
Priapulus caudatus is the source of this 2288-nucleotide messenger RNA. RefSeq names its product solute carrier family 2, facilitated glucose transporter member 1-like. Gene Ontology annotation, biological process: monosaccharide transmembrane transport. Gene Ontology annotation, cellular component: membrane. Gene Ontology annotation, molecular function: hexose transmembrane transporter activity. Bases 175 to 1470 code for a protein of 431 amino acids. The transcript is spliced from 9 exons. NCBI's taxonomy places the organism in Eukaryota, Metazoa, Priapulida, Priapulimorpha, Priapulimorphida, Priapulidae. The record is from RefSeq and is a predicted model, not a curated record.